Molecule: messenger RNA, 1108 nt
Organism: Umbelopsis ramanniana AG
Lineage: Eukaryota; Fungi; Mucoromycota; Umbelopsidomycetes; Umbelopsidales; Umbelopsidaceae
Exons: 4
Coding region: 32-973 (313 amino acids)
Biological process (GO): pyridoxine biosynthetic process; pyridoxal 5'-phosphate biosynthetic process; amino acid metabolic process
Molecular function (GO): amine-lyase activity
Source: RefSeq, a predicted model, not a curated record
GAUUGUCUUCUUACCUCUCACACAUCAGAAAAUGUCUGCUGAAUUCUCUACUCCUGUCAAUUUGCACGGUAAUGCCGGCUCUCAAAACGACUCCAAACAAGCCUCAUACAGUGUCAAGGCUGGCCUUGCUCAAAUGUUGAAGGGCGGUGUUAUCAUGGACGUUAUCAACGCUGAACAAGCUAUCAUUGCUGAGGAAGCCGGUGCUUGCGCCGUCAUGGCUCUUGAGCGUGUCCCCGCUGAUAUCCGCAAGAACGGUGGCGUUGCCCGUAUGUCUGACCCUAAGAUGAUCAAGGAAAUCAUUGAAGCUGUCACUAUCCCCGUCAUGGCCAAGGUCCGCAUUGGUCACUUUGUCGAGGCCCAGAUCAUCGAAUCCAUUGGCGUUGAUUACAUUGACGAGUCUGAGGUUCUUACCCCCGCUGAUGAAGCCAACCACAUCAACAAGCACAACUUCAAGGUCCCUUACGUUUGCGGUGCCAAGAACCUCGGUGAGGCUCUCCGCCGUAUCAGCGAAGGUGCUGCUUUCAUCCGUACCAAGGGUGAGGCUGGUACUGGUAACGUUGUUGAGGCUGUCCGUCACAUCCGUACCGUCAACGCCGAGAUCCGUCGUGCUGCCAGCAUGUCUGAUGAGGAACUUUAUGCUUAUGCUAAGGAUCUCCAGGCUCCUUACAACCUCCUCAAGGAAACCGCCAAGUUGGGCCGUCUUCCCGUUGUUAACUUCGCUGCUGGUGGUGUUGCCACCCCCGCCGAUGCUGCUCUCAUGAUGCAAUUGGGCUGUGAUGGUGUCUUCGUUGGUUCUGGUAUCUUCAAGUCUGGCGAUCCCGCCAAGCGCGCAAAGGCUAUCGUCCAAGCCGUCACUCACUUCAAUGACGCCAAGGUCCUCGCUGAGGUCUCUGAGGAUUUGGGUGAGGCUAUGGUUGGUAUCAACCUUGAUGAGCUUACUGAAGACCAAAAGAUGGCCAAGCGUGGUUGGUAAACUAGCUGUGGAUGCAUUCUCCAUAUAUUUAAAUCCACCCUCCCAUCAAGGAAUGCUCUUGUAUUCAACUUUUUUUGUAUCAUUCAGAGACUAGACCAAAAAACCAUCCAUUCGUAUACAUUUUUUUUUUCUAUU